CAAAUUCUAUUACUCUUCAUGAAAGCUGAAGCAGUUUUAGGAGUUAAUAUAGGAGACAUUAGAUAUAUUACAAAUUGUUCCGCUAAAAUUAAAUUACACCCUUAGGAAUACUUUGCACAUGUACAUGCUUGCCAAAUAUGCAAAGAAAGUUCCCCAUUUAUAAGCAAGCUCAAGAAUCUAAAAGAUAUUGAAAAUUAUUCCUAUUUUGAUUUACUUGGAUUAAAAUCAAUGUCAGAGAUCAUAAUUGACGAAAUCAAUUAAAACGAUUUAGAUUAGGAAUUUUAUAGUGAUGAAUAUGAAGAAUUUUUAUUAAGCCUUGAUCCGUUUAUUUGCUCUGACUGUAAUUCAGACUAAGUUAACUAAAAUUAAAUUGGUAUCAAAUAGCAUUUAAAGGCUUGCAAAGACUUUCGAGAAAACUCACCUUUUUAAUAAUAAUUACAAAAUAUCAAUCUCAACAAUUAUUGGGAUAUUCACAAAAAAGCCUUUACGCUUGAUAUUCUUUAUAUUAUUAAUUGGGUUACAAUAAUCAUCAUUAAAAAACUUGUAAAUUUUUAAAUUAAUUAUAUAGCUCGGACAAUUCGACAGAAAGAAUCAUUAGAAUUAAUAAGGUAGAGGACAUAAAUGCGGGAAAUGCGAAUAAUUUAAAGGUAUACAUUGUUUGUAUUUUUGAAGAAAUCUUGAUUAAACAUGAUAACUGUAAUGUACUUGCUUGUACAAAUUGUUAUGAAACACAUAUUAGAAAACAAGUUGAAGAAAAUUGCCUAGAAAUUAGAUGUUUUAAUUGUCAAAAUAAGCUUUCGACACAAUUUAUAUUGAAAAUUCUAGACAAUAAAUCCCACUACAAAAUGCCAAUAAAUUGAUGCCUUCAGACUUUAAAUGUUAUAGAGAGU
This is a messenger RNA of Paramecium octaurelia, 890 nucleotides long. The record is from the annotation of a GenBank genome assembly. Lineage: Eukaryota; Ciliophora; Oligohymenophorea; Peniculida; Parameciidae.